This is a messenger RNA of Paracoccidioides lutzii Pb01, 1638 nucleotides long. RefSeq lists its product as hypothetical. Bases 1 to 1638 code for a protein of 545 amino acids. Gene Ontology annotation, molecular function: exonuclease activity; nucleic acid binding. Gene Ontology annotation, biological process: ribosomal large subunit assembly; rRNA processing. The record is from RefSeq and is a predicted model, not a curated record. Gene Ontology annotation, cellular component: nucleus. The transcript has 3 exons.
AUGAAUCAAGAACUUGAUAAGAAAUUCAUAGAUGAGGAGUUCCCCCCCUUGGGGACUACAGGACUGCUUCCUCCUCUGACCAUUAGGACUCCUAUGCAGAGCGGGAAGCAGGAGACUUUUUAUUGUACCCAAGACCAGCCAUCAUUGUCUCAGGGUGUGAACGGAGCUUUCUCCAACCACCAAGGAUUGUUGCAAACAGAGAAACGCCAUAUCGGGCAUGCUUGCGGUAGUGAUACCCGACGCUCAUUACUACCACUAAGGCAGACUGUCGCAACCUUGGAGCAAGGGAUCCCGUCUCCCAAUGCUAUUGAAAUGACAUAUAAAUAUAUGAAUGUCUUGAAUUCACUUGUUGCAAAACAAGAUAGGCUUGGGGAGUUUGGGUAUGUCCUGAAGCCGCUAUCACAGAGCGACUUGGAAAGGAAGAAAAAGUGUGAGAAGUGCGGAAAGUCAAUGGCAAAAUAUCUUCCCAAGGAUGGGAAGCCACUGAAGGCUGAGGGCGAUAAGCCUAGCAAUGGUUCGGGAAAUUCGGAUGGGAAUCCCGGGGGAGCUGAAGGGGAGUCGCGAGAGGUCAAGAGCGAGGUGAAAGAGAAAGGGGAGGAGAAUGACAAAAACUCGAAACCGAAAGAAAAAGUCAUUCGGUGCAAAUUUCACCCCGGAACACGGUUGCCAAACAAGCUUGUUAAGAAACGGUCAUGCUGCGGCAAGCAAAUGUGGGAGAAGCCUUGCGAUGGUGCUGAAUAUCAUCAUGCUCACCACUAUUCCCCAGGAGAACUAGCACAUCAUUGGACAUUCUAUCCAACGCCACAAAUGCCAUGUCAUUCCCCAGACAUACGAACAGCGGUUGCGAUUGAUUGUGAGAUGGGCCAGGGCGCAUCUGGAGACUCCGAGCUCAUCAGGAUUACGCUGGUAGACUACUUCUCGUCGGCCAUACUCAUUAAUAAUCUCGUCUACCCAAGUGUAAAAAUGGAGCAUUUCCGGACAAAGUUCUCCGGUGUCAGAAGAGAAGAUAUCGAAACUGCAAAGAAAAGAGGGACUUGCAUCAUGGGAAGAGACAAUGCUCGGUUAGCAGUGUGGAGGUAUGUAGGACCUAGCACUGUCGUCGUCGGGCAUUCCGCCAAAUAUGAUCUGGAAUCCCUCCGUUGGAUCCAUCACAAUAUCGUGGACACCUACAUGAUUGAAGCCCUGAUACAGAAGGAAAUUGAGAAAGAAUAUAACAAAAAGCAAUGCGCUUCUGUGAAGGACGGGCAGGUGAAUGCCGAGAAGGACAGCACAGCAUCUGAUGGGCUAUCGUCACCAUCACCCUGUCCAGCCGUGAAGUACGGUACUAGAGACGCAGGGGACAGACAACCAAAUGAGAAUGAAUUGCUGAAAUUUGACAAGGACAGCAAAUCAUCAAAGGAGUUGGAGGGCUCAGGGGUAAAUUCAAAAUUGGAUGAGACAGGGGUCAGAGGAAAGCAAGAACAACAACAGAGAAAGAAGCCGAAAGGGAUGGGCAAGCUAUCACUCAAGUCGCUUGCCAGGGAAAAACUGGGUAGGGAAAUUCAGAGCAGGGGAAACAGAGGGCAUGACAGCCUGGAGGAUGCCCUUGCAGCCAGAGAUCUGGUUCAUUGGCAUGUUUGCAAUAAUUGGAAGACGUAA